Paramecium pentaurelia is the source of this 156-nucleotide messenger RNA. NCBI's taxonomy places the organism in Eukaryota, Ciliophora, Oligohymenophorea, Peniculida, Parameciidae. The record is from the annotation of a GenBank genome assembly.
UCAUGGUUGAAGGUAGAGUAUAAAAACAACUUUAAGUAAAUUUAAAAUGAAUUUAAGUAUCCUCUGAGAGAUAAGCAUGCCAAUUUAUAUCUUUGGAGUGGCUUAUUAUUUUUAUUGAAGUUUAUCUAUAGAUUUUAUCAAAUAGAAUCUAUAUGA